This is a messenger RNA of Arctia plantaginis, 1068 nucleotides long. Lineage: Eukaryota; Metazoa; Arthropoda; Insecta; Lepidoptera; Erebidae. The record is from the annotation of a GenBank genome assembly.
AUGACUAGAUCGUGCUCUGUUCGUGGUUGUAAGAGUGAGUCUUAUCCUGGUUGCGGAAUAAAAUUUUAUAGGUUGCCAAAAGAUCCAAAUCUAUGUAGUGCAUGGAAAAAUGCUAUUGGACGCGAAAAUGUACCACAGUCAGCUGCAGUGUGCAGCAAACAUUUCAGAGCUAGGGACUAUUUACCUCGACUUUCACCACUACAAGCAAAAAGAUUAAAGCCAGGAUCUAUACCUGCUCGGUUUUUGCCUAUUAUACCUAGAACACCAAGGCCUAGAGUUAAGGUUCUACCGGAGUGUGCCUCACCUGAUGCGGAACACUAUUUAGAAGACAGUUUAGAAUUAGAGGAGUCAGAAAUGUAUAGUCAUCAACAAGAUCCACUAUCAGUAGAAUCUCGGCCUGUACUGUCAGUAGAUAGAAAUAAGAAUAGUAAACAAUUGUUAAUUACUAUAGAUGCUACAUCACUAAAGAGUCCGCAAGAGGACCAUAAUUAUACUUUGCAAGCCGAGCCAGCUGAAGUAACAUCAGAGCCGCGCUUACAACUUGAAGAAUCUACGACGGAGUCAGAAUCUCAAGAUGAUGAUGAAACAGAGACUCAGACAAAACCGCCCAACAUAAAUAAUAAUUCUAAUAAGUCAAUAUUAUAUGAAUAUCUAAAGAAGAAUUUAGGAGAAUAUGAGAGGAUUAAAUGGAUUAAAGAAGCUAACAGAAGAAAGAAUAGAAUUGAGCAACUACAGAGAAAAGUGAAAGUAUUACAAAAUAGACUUAGAAAAAGCAAAGAGAAUGAAGAACAAAUGAAAAUACUUUCUAGAUCAGUAAAAAACUAUACAAGAUUUAGUGAAAUUGAUAAUAUAUUAAGUGGCAGGUUCAAAGAAUUGUGUAAAACGGUAACUAGCAAUGCUCCAAAGAAAUUAGACUAUACGCCUAAUGUGAUAAAGUUCGCUAUAUCUCUGUACUACCUAUCUCCUAAAGCAUAUGACUUUGUAAAGAAAUACAUGGACCUACCUCACACUAAUAUAUUACAGAAAUAUUUAUCAAGCGGAACAUAUAUUAUAAAUUUGGAUGAAUAA